Messenger RNA from Monopterus albus (swamp eel), 1535 nucleotides. RefSeq names its product ketohexokinase (gene khk). Lineage: Eukaryota; Metazoa; Chordata; Actinopteri; Synbranchiformes; Synbranchidae. The transcript has 8 exons. Bases 143 to 1078 code for a protein of 311 amino acids. The record is from RefSeq and is a predicted model, not a curated record. Gene Ontology annotation, molecular function: ketohexokinase activity. Gene Ontology annotation, biological process: fructose metabolic process.
AGUAGCGCAACAAAAUCGUAACGGCGUCUGACCUGACUGCGUUCUUGCAUCAAUGGCUGACUUGACCGCAGUGUUUGAGUGUCAAAGUCCAGACUGCGGCUUUGUCUUUGUUGCAGACUGAAAACACAAGCAGUGACCGAACAUGGACGUGCAGGAGCAGCAGAAGAUUCUGUGUGUGGGUCUGGUUUGUCUCGACAUUAUUAACGUGGUCGACAAAUACCCCGAAGAAGACACUGACAGCAGGUGUUUGUCCCAACGCUGGCAGAGAGGAGGAAACGCGUCAAACUCCUGCACUGUGCUGUCGCUGCUCGGAGCUUCCUGCGCCUUCAUGGGCUCCCUGUCUGCUGGACCUGUGGCAGAUUUCAUCAUGGCUGACUUCUUACGGCAUGCUGUCGAUGUCUCAGCAGUCAUCUGGCAGGUCAAAGGUCAAACUCCAUGUGCAUGUUGUGUGGUUUGUCCGUCCAGCGGAUCUCGAACAGUUGUUCUCUACGACAUGAACCUUCCCGAUGUCACAGCGGAGGACUUUUCCAAAGUCAACUUUCGCCAGUACAAGUGGAUCCACUGGGAGGGCCGAAAUGCUGAGGAGCAGGUGAAGAUGAUCCAGCAGGUGGUGAUGUAUAACAGCACGUUACCACGGCAACAGAGAAUCACCAUCUCCGUAGAGAUUGAGAAAACCAGAGAGAUGCUGUAUCAGCUGUUUGCUCAUGGCGACGUGGUGUUUGUAAGUAAAGAUGUCGCUCGACACUUCGGUUACGAGUCGGCUGAAGCUGCUCUCAGAGGUUUCUACAGCCGGGUCAAAGCAGGGGCUGUCCUGGUCUGUGCCUGGGCAGAAAAAGGAGCGGAUGCCUUGGGUCCAGAUGGCGUGAUCAUUCAUUCAGAUGCUUUUCCUCCUGAAGCCCUGGUCGACACUCUCGGAGCCGGAGACACAUUUAAUGCCGCCGUCAUCUACACGCUGUCCAACGGUGGAAGUCUGCAGGACGCGCUGACCUUCGGCUGCAGAGUCGCCGGCCGAAAGUGUGGUUUCCAUGGUUACGAUGGCAUCAGCAGAGAUUUUACUGAGGACUGGACAAAGAGUUAAAACCGGGUUGUUCAGAUUCAGAGACGUGAGGUUAUGCUGUAAAAGAGGAGUGAAGUUAAAAGACCAACCAACACUCAUGAAGAAAUAGUGACAGAUUGUUUCAGCACUCAGUUUGUAUUUAGUACAUGUAAAAUAAUUAUCCUUUUCAAGUGAACUUUAACAGAAAACUACAACUAAUCCAAGGAGAAAGAGCUGCACUUUUACAUUAAUAUAAUUAGUAUAAUUUACUGACCAUUGAGGUUGGUUAACAGUCACCUGUUUACUCUGUGAUAUGAUCAAUACCUGACUUAACUGCUAAGAGGUUACUAUUAACUGAUAGACUGAUAUUACUUGAUCAUUUACAAUAAACAAGCUGUUAAUAAAAUGGUUACCUGUUAACUUUAAUGAAGUAACUGCUGUAUUAUUUUUAAUUAAUGACAAUAAAAUCUGCCAAACUGAUCAGUGACCAACUGGAGUG